Molecule: messenger RNA, 267 nt
Organism: Brassica napus (rape)
Lineage: Eukaryota; Viridiplantae; Streptophyta; Magnoliopsida; Brassicales; Brassicaceae
Source: the annotation of a RefSeq genome assembly
AUGGUAAAACUUCGUUUAAAACGAUGUGGUAGAAAGCAACGUGCGAUUUAUCGAAUCGUUGCAAUUGAUGUUCGAUCCCGAAGAGAAGGAAGAGAUCUUCGGAAGGUGGGGUUUUAUGAUCCGAUAACUAAUCAAACUUAUUUAAAUCUUCCUGCUAUUCUCGAUUUCCUUAAAAAGGGCGCUCAACCAACAAGAACAGUUCAUGAUAUUUCAAAGAAGGCAGGGAUUUUUACGGAAUUAAGUCUUAAUAAAACGAAAUUGAAUUAA